Messenger RNA from Volvox carteri f. nagariensis, 710 nucleotides. RefSeq lists its product as uncharacterized. Bases 102 to 689 code for a protein of 195 amino acids. The transcript is spliced from 4 exons. Lineage: Eukaryota; Viridiplantae; Chlorophyta; Chlorophyceae; Chlamydomonadales; Volvocaceae. The record is from RefSeq and is a predicted model, not a curated record.
UAAUUUAAUCGUUGUGUGUUACACAUUUCAUCUCGAACAGCAUUCAACACAGCAGAUAUCUACGAAUCUUACAGCUUUCCGACCGCGCGCUGUCGUCUACAAUGGUCUUCAGCUUGGUUAACUCUCCUUCAUCGCAGCGCUUUGCUUGCACGUGGCAUCGCGCCAAGCAGCAUCACAAGCGCGCUUGCCUUGUCCGUGACGCCCCUGAGGACAAUGUUCAGCCAACGGCUAGCGGCAGUGUGUUCUAUGGUGGAAAGAGCUACUCGCCAGAAGAGUGGGCGGACACCGUUCGACAAAGGAGCCUGGUGCGUCCGGCGGCAGCGACUGUUUUGGCAGCCAAGCAAGGCUCUUCGACUCUGUUAUCGUUUUCUGAUGUAAUGUCUUUCAGCGGCACGGCUCCAGAAAUCGUGAACGGGCGCUUGGCAAUGCUGGGGUUCGUGAGCGCAAUAGCAGCAGAGCUCGUCAGCGGCGAGGGCGUGCUGCGGCAGUGGCGUGAGGAGCCCACGGGCGUGUCUCUGGCCUUCGUGCUCUUCAUUGCGGGAUCUCUCGUUACCGCCUUCCAGCCCAAGCGUGAUGACAGGCUGGGGCCCUUCACGCCGCAAGCCGAGCUCAUAAACGGCCGUGCCGCAAUGAUUGGCUUCGCUGCUCUUCUGGUAAUCGAGGCUGUCAAGGGCAGUCCCUUGAUUUGAUUUCCGCAUCGCCUCUUCGUU